UGUUCUUUUUCUUCUUGGGUGGCUGCUCUCGCUCUCUCUCAAUCAGUUACCCUAGAACAAAGAAAAACAGAAUUUUGCUUCCUUCUUCAUCUCCAUAUCAAUUUAUCCCAGCAAAGCUGCUUUUUCCGGAAGCGCUUUUCAGAGUCGUCGCCGCGACUCAAUCCCAAUUGAAUCCCGACAUGUCGAGCUAGGGUUCCACAAGUUUGAACAACUUUGUAAUCCGCUCCAACCUGCCUAUAUUGUUUGGGAAGAGCGGGAAGUAUCUCUGGUAGUUCAAAAUGCCUAAGGAAAGAAGGGAUCGUUCUGUGUCUCGGGAGAGGUACAGAGCAUCUCCCUAUCCAGGCAGCUCCAGUCAUACAAAGCGUCCUACUCCCAAACUUCCUUCAGAAACUGAGGAAACUGUGAAAGAGUGGGAAGAAGCUAGGUGUCCAGUUUGUUUGGAACACCCGCACAAUGCGGUUCUCCUCAUAUGUUCAUCUUUUGAGAAGGGGUGCCGCCCUUACAUGUGUGACACAAGCUACCGCCAUUCAAACUGUCUAGACCAGUUCUGCAAGUCAUUUUCAGAAGAAAAUUCACCAGAGAUGCUGCCUGAAGAAGAAACUAUGGUUUCGGAUGCUCUGUUGCCUCCUUUUGAAACUUCUGAAUCAAUAAUUACUGAUGUGCAAACUGACAUAACUGAGGAAGAACCCCCACCCAUGAUUCCCAUAUCUUGUGAACACCAGGAACAGCCCAAGCUUGUGUGCCCACUCUGCCGUGGGGAGGUAAAAGAUUGGAUAAUUGUGGACCCUGCUCGUUGUUUCAUGAAUGCCAAAUCGAGAAACUGUUCGUGUGAGACAUGUAGUUUUAGCGGAACCUAUACAGAUCUCAGGAAGCAUGCAAGGCUGGAGCACCCACAAGCACGCCCAUCAGAGGCAGACCCAGAUCGACAGCGUUCCUGGAGGAGUAUGGAGCGGCAGAGGGAUAUUGGUGAUCUGCUCAGCACACUCCGAUCUUCAACCGGUGAGGAUAGGGAUGACAGCAGCUUGGCAGUUGAACAGGAUGGAGGAGGAUGGCUAACUGUAUUCUUUCUAGUUAGAAUAUAUCGACCUACAUCUGGGUCCAGUUUGAGGAGCAGCAGUUGGUCUCCUGGCACAAGAACUAGAGCACAUAUUAGUAUGAGAAGGAGGUCUACCAGGCUUUGGGGAGAAAGCUACGAGGGUGAAGCUGCUUCUUCCUCAAGAGACACCGAGAAUGAGACUUCAGAUGGUGGCUCAGCUGCCCCUACUAGGAGGCAGAGUGCACGUCUCCGGGAAAGACGACGGACAACCCCAGACAACAACCAGCCAUGAUUGCAGAAGAAUGUCGAGUCAGCGAAAUUGUUUUUCAUUUUAAGGAUUGAAAAGUAAGUUUGCUAAAGGUCUGUAAUCGGCUGCUGUCAGUUGCUUGCUGAUGAUUAACAUUUCUGAUUAAAGAAAUGUCCGGGGUUAAGUGCCUGUGCUCUUGGCUCGGGUGGAUUAAUCAGAAGGAAUGAAACGGAAACUCGUAUGCUCCGAAAUCUGCUCCUUGCUUGGAGUGUGGAGCAGUGUUGCUGAGUUAAAUUAUCCAGAGUGAAAAAAAUGUAUUCGUCUGAAGAAAACAAGAAUUCUAUAUAUUUGCCUUGCGAGUUUGUCUUUUUCUCUU
Molecule: messenger RNA, 1659 nt
Organism: Argentina anserina (silverweed cinquefoil)
Lineage: Eukaryota; Viridiplantae; Streptophyta; Magnoliopsida; Rosales; Rosaceae
Exons: 2
Coding region: 279-1328 (349 amino acids)
Source: RefSeq, a predicted model, not a curated record